Molecule: messenger RNA, 243 nt
Organism: Blumeria graminis f. sp. triticale
Lineage: Eukaryota; Fungi; Ascomycota; Leotiomycetes; Helotiales; Erysiphaceae
Source: the annotation of a GenBank genome assembly
AUGAAGUUCCUACAUCUUUCCGGAAUUAUUGUGCUGCUAAGCCUAGCAACAUCAAUUUCUGCUGCUACACUGGUCCCAAGGAUGGAACGUGGUGCAGAGCCAUAUGAUAGCCUAUAUCCCGAAAUCAUAGCCGGUAUCAAUAAAAUACAAAGGGAUAGAACUCCACUGGUAUCGCCAGAUGAUUAUACAAAAAAGACUUGCUCAAAAAUUUCAACUCCCAUUCCUAAUUCCUGUUCAAGUUAA